Suillus clintonianus is the source of this 2332-nucleotide messenger RNA. RefSeq lists its product as uncharacterized. The coding region runs from base 47 to 2152 and encodes 701 amino acids. NCBI's taxonomy places the organism in Eukaryota, Fungi, Basidiomycota, Agaricomycetes, Boletales, Suillaceae. The record is from RefSeq and is a predicted model, not a curated record. The transcript has 11 exons.
GUGUAUUCCCCGGGCCACCGACAUUACCAAAACUACUGUCCCUGCUAUGAAAAUCACGUUUCCUGAGUAUAGCUCGAAGGUACCCCUGGGAUGGAUCCCGCUCGUUCACCCAGAAGGUUCUCGCUACUUUCUAAACGAAGAAAAAAGAACAUUCACAGAAAUGAAUAUUUGUGAUGAACAAAUACACGGGCGCAUCGAAUACCACAUGAAAUACUUACUGAGUGGGCUCGAGUUGUUAGUCGAGCAGGAGGAACUUGAUCUCGACAUGAUGCAAGUGGACCUUGUGCUUGAGCUAAAAGACAGCGACAAGUCUGAUGGUUCUGUCGUUUGUUGCUAUUAUUUCGUCAACCACCGUGGCAGGUGCCUCUUUUGGUUGGUGGAGUUUAAUGUCAAAGAUAUUCUAGAGAAUUGUAAAGGCGUCAAGAGUCUUUCACAUAUACGACUUGCCAUUCAGGCACAAUACUGGUUUACAUGCAAGUUAUCUAACAAACAACGUAGGCUACACUGGACAUACUUCCCUAGCCUGUGCCCAGUUUCACAAGAUCAUGUCAAUGAUGUUAAGGAUAUGUUGAUACAUGCGAUGUGUGAUCACAUAACAUCGAAGCAGUCUUCUGCACUAGGUGAUGUCAUCGAACUCAAGGACUACAUUUCUGUGGUAGACGGAAUCAAGAGUGAAAAUCAAUUUAUCAAUUUUCAUGGGGAGAAUUGCGUGAGACUGGAAUCCGGACAGACAGUCCAUGGAUGGGAAUACAAGCCAUCACUGUUGAUGAUCGUGGUCGCACCCCUACUUUUCUUGGACCCCGUAACUCAAGUCCAAAAACUGCACAGGGUUUUUGUAGACGAAAUUGCUUCCACGGCACGGUGGAAUGCACUCAGUUCAAAAUUGAAAGGGCAGCUUCAGGACUCCAAUCUCUUGGCCACUGUCUUGCUCAAUGUUAAUGUUGGGUUUCUCGCUAUCAACACUGUUGAUAGGGGCGGAAGAUCUGCCAUUCAGAUGGCAAGCUACCUGUCCCUGGUCACAAGUGUGGGAAGCAUUGUUCUCGGCAUCUUCUUGGUCUGGCAUGAAAAAACGUCUGGAGACAAUACGGCCUAUGAAGCAGUAUUAUUUGCAUCAAGACUUCACGACCAAAAGCACGGACUGGAAAAGCUGGCCAUAAUUUACAGCGUCCCCAAGGCGUUGCUCAUGUGGGGGAUGCUCUUCUUCUUUGUGGCAUUCUCGAUCGAUUGGUGCGGUGCCGGGGAUACAACUUCCAGAGCCGUAGUUGGUACUGUGAUAUCGAUCGUAUUCGUGAUGAUAUCAAACGGCAUCAUUCGCAUCAGGGAAGGAGAACGCUGGUGGUGGCGCACCGUUGGCCAGCAACUAUCGUCCCUACCAGCUCACACUUGGAAACAUAUCAUGAGGUUCGCGGAGAUGACAAGAGGUCAAAGAUGCGAGCCUCAACCCGAUCCUGAAGACAUCAGCCUUCACACAGGCCUCUCGCAAGCAAACGUCGAGGCGGAUGCUUCAAUGCACAGGAUAUCGAUAUCUCACUUGACACCUUCACGCGAUCACCAACUAGAAAUACCAGGCGUGAACGGUCAUGAAGAUCAUCCUAACUCUUCUAUCCCUCCAACUUGGUCACGCCAGCCCACCGCCUUUGUGGAUUCACCUCUGAAAACACAAGGCAGCAAUCCCACGCAGCAACUCGGAGAUUAUAUCCAGACCGUAUCCCAAGAUCGGUCUACUGCAGUGGCUCACUGCGAAUCUGAUGCUAUCCCAUUGGGACAUGUCACUGCUCCCUCAUGUUCCGCGGCAGAAGGGAUAGUUGAGACAGCGGUCAAAACAAAAGACUUGCAUUCUUAUGCUCUCUCAACCACGGCCACCAUGCUGUCCAGGACUGAAGGACGAACAUCAAUAGAAAUAGAAGCCAAUGACGCGGGCGCCGCAAUAUCGCCUAGUUCACAUUACACAGAACACAUGGAGAGUGCGAGAUACACAGAUAACGUCGUCGAAGAGCCCGAGGAACUCGACUAUCCUCGACCUUCGUCGAGCACAAUGCCUCCUCCCAAGAUCGUUGCUAGAAGCGCCACCAAUGGAUCUUUCCGCCAUGCGCCGGUGGCUGCUAAGUGGACGCUACAAGGUAGUCACGACAUAGAAGAGUACAAGGACUAGGAGUUAAUAGCUCUGACUUUGGCAGUCAUGGCAUAUGAUGAGAGGAAAAUUACUGGGCUGGGCACGCUUGGUGGCCAUCGCCAGUCGGAACUAUAUGUUAAGUUACUGUAGCGACUAGACUUACGAUUCGCGAUCGGAUAUGUGUUGAUCAUUCAGUAUCUAUCAUUUGCGCUGCACCGC